Messenger RNA from Penaeus indicus, 2833 nucleotides. Its product is annotated as apical endosomal glycoprotein-like. The coding region runs from base 143 to 2833 and encodes 896 amino acids. Gene Ontology annotation, molecular function: protein binding. Lineage: Eukaryota; Metazoa; Arthropoda; Malacostraca; Decapoda; Penaeidae. The record is from RefSeq and is a predicted model, not a curated record. Gene Ontology annotation, cellular component: membrane. The transcript is spliced from 18 exons.
GGUUGGAACAGUGACAUCAAAAUAGACCCGUAAUCUUACAUUGCGCAGCUUCGGGCUAACAAUAUUAGAUCAGGACUGAAAAAUAUACUAAGAAAAAGAGAGAGAGAAGAAUAGGGAGCCGUAGAACACGUGUGGUGAGGUCAUGGCGGCCGUGUGGUUGCUGGGCGCGCUGGUGCUCCUGCUCGGCCGCGGCGCCGACGCUCAAGAUCCGAAGUGGUCGUGCAGUUUCGACGAGCCCGAGCGUCUGUGCGGCUGGAAGAUCUCUGGCGCCAUGGAAGCCACUGGAGGACGGGUCAUCCUCCGCGCCCCUCCCGAUCACAGAAGGGAAAAGGCCCCUGGAUGGCAGUCGGGGGAAGGCGGAGGCAACGGUAGGGAGGUCGGCCGCAUCGUGAGUCCGUCGCUCCCUCCGUCGGGUGAUUGUGAGUUGCGGUUGCACUACGCGUUGCACGGCCGGUCUUCCUCGUUGCACAUCCGGCAAGGGACGAAGCCGGAUGACGUCGACGAGAAGGAAGAGGUCCUUACUCCGAACCCAGACGCCGGCCGGUGGCAAGAGAGUGUUAUCCCUCUCGUUUCCGUCCGGCCUUUCGUGAUAAUAUUAGAAGGUCAAGUUGGCACAGACGGUCACGUGAUUAUCGAUGACGUAACACUAACCGGGGGAUGCGUCGAAGGUCUGACGUCAUCAUCACCUGCUGCGUCCUUUGACCUGGGUUCUCCCUGUGGCGAGACGCAGUAUAAAUGCCACUUUUCAACCGUGUGUCUCUCGUUAGAUCAGGUCUGCGACUUCCACCCCGACUGCCCCGACGGAGACGACGAGACAUCCUGCGGCACCACGGACUUCGAGCAAGACCUCGGAGGAUGGGAGGACACCAGCGACAACGACGAACGCUACGUGUGGUCGAGGGUCGCCGCCGUGGAAGCUGCGUACCCGCAUGGAACGGCGCCCUCGCACGACCACACGCUCGCCGACACGCAGGAGGGCUACUUCAUGUGGGCUCCGGGGACGUCCGGGGGUGACGUGAAUGCGGGACACACCGCCAUCGUACGCUCCCCCGCCAUAGGUCCUCCGAUUCUUCCCUGCAAGCUAGUGUUCUGGUACCACAUAGUUCUUGGAGGUCCAGAAAUACGUGUUAUUCUGGGCAGCGAGGAGGAUACCUGGUUAUGGGAAAAGUCGGUUUAUCCCUCCUCUACGUCCGAUUGGCGGAGAGCGCAGCUUGAGAUUGGAAACCACGAGGUUAAGAUAUAUAUCCGAUUCAUCAUCAACCUUGGUACAAUCACAACAGUUAGUUUCGAUGUUUGUGUCGACGAUGUUGUGUUUCAAGACUGUGCCCCUGAUACUCCGGCCUCUAAGGACCCUGUGAUCUGUACCUUCGAAGUGCCCUGCGAGAUGUAUCAGAGUAACAGCGAUGAUGGAAAAUGGUACAUUAACGAAUAUUUCGAACCCAACAAUUUCUGUCUCUCGACAACCGUGGUCACGACCGGGUCUCGCGUGAUCCAGACUUGGUGGCGGCUUCCGUCGGAUCAGUUCUGCGUCUCCUUCAGGUACAUCGUGCAGGAGCGAACGAGCCUGAGGAUUCUCGUGGCCACCGAGAACACCACGACCGAGGUCUGGAAGCGGAAGCACAACGGCAUCUCCGCGUGGAGGACGCAGCACCUGCAACUGUCCAGCGAAGUGUUGUACCAGAUUCACAUCGACGGCAUCAUCGAGAUGGAACACGACAAUGCUGUGUUCCUGGACGACGUGAAGAUCAUGGAGGGGCGCUGUCCGGCCUCCUCCACCUGCACCUUCGACGAAGACUCGGAAACGUGUUUGUGGGAGAACUUCAAGGACGAGACCGCGACCGCCGACUGGUCUCUCGGGGCGGGGGAGGAGGCGAGGCCCGACGCCCCCCCAACCGACCACUCCUGGGGGUCGUCGCAGGGCCACUUCCAGUACCUGCCCCGUGGGAACGACCAGAACGACCAGCGCGGGUUCCUCAAGAGUCCCGAAUUCACCAGCACCGCGCCGGAGGGAGAUUGCUUCCAGUUCUGGUUCUUCCUGAAGUCCACGGGUGAAUUACCCGUCGGCGAACUGGGCGUCCGACUCCUGACGGACGGAGAGGUCGGCGAGCGGAUCUGGCAGCACGAGUACGCCGCGCACGAGGGCUGGCAAUACGGCGAAACCACCGUCGGCCACGAGCAGGACUUCAGCAUCCUCCUGGAAGGCCUGCGUCAGAGAGGCAGGGAAGGCAUCCUGGCCUUCGACGACCUGUCUGUGGAGCGAGGUCCCUGCGACGCCCCCGGCACGUGCAGCUUCGAGGGCGGCAUGUGCGGGUGGGUCGACGAAGACUCCCUCGAGGGCCACUACACGACCAACAGCUGGCAGUGGACGCGGGCGGAGGACCCUGAGAACGGCCCUGUGCUGGAUCACACUACUUACUCGGGACAAGGUCAUUACGUGUUAGCUGAUGUGGAAGAGUGUUAUAUCUCUGACUGUUACGCCAAUCUCGACAGUCGUGAUAUCAGGCCAACCAAUGACACCUACUGCUUGUCUUUCUAUUAUAAUGCACGGCACCUGGGUGAAAACAACCUGUUACUCAUAGAUGUCGUAGACGUAGAGAGCGACCUGUCCAAAAACAUGGGCGUCCUUAAAUACACCGCCGAUGAGGAGACGUGGCUCAACCAUCAGGAGAAGCUCACUGACAUCACCUACCUCUUCCGCGUUCACUUGCAUGUCAGAGCCUACAAAGAUGCACUACCAGAAAAAGGUAUGCGAGAGAGUGUGGGUUAUGAAAGGGCCAUGAGCAAUUGGUGGAAAACUUCUGAGGGCAACGAAAAACUUGAGGCACCAGGUUAA